This is a messenger RNA of Pteronotus mesoamericanus, 1977 nucleotides long. RefSeq names its product follistatin like 3 (gene FSTL3). NCBI's taxonomy places the organism in Eukaryota, Metazoa, Chordata, Mammalia, Chiroptera, Mormoopidae. The coding region runs from base 45 to 836 and encodes 263 amino acids. Gene Ontology annotation, biological process: multicellular organism development; cell differentiation; regulation of BMP signaling pathway. Gene Ontology annotation, molecular function: protein binding; activin binding. The record is from RefSeq and is a predicted model, not a curated record. The transcript is spliced from 5 exons.
GCCAGCCCGCGCAGGGGCCACCGCUGCCCCUCUCUGCGCUCGUCAUGCAUCCCGGGACGCCCGGGCCACUGUGGCCACUGCCCUGGGGGGCUCUGGCUUGGGCUGUGGGCUUCGUGGGCUCCGUGGGCUCGGGGGACCCCAUGCCGGGUGGUGUCUGCUGGCUGCAGCAGGGCAGAGAAGCCAUCUGCAGCCUGGUGCUGAAGACCGACGUGAGCCAGGCUGAGUGCUGUGCCUCCGGCAACAUUGAUACUGCCUGGUCCAACUUCACCUACCCAGGAAACAAGAUCAGCCUUCUGGGCUUCCUGGGCCUUGUCCACUGCCUCCCCUGUAAAGAUUCGUGCGAGGGUGUGGAGUGCGGUCCCGGCAAGGCGUGCCGCAUGCUGGGGGGCCGCCCGCACUGCGAGUGCGUGCCCGACUGCGUGGAGCUCCCGGCGCGCCUGCAGGUCUGUGGCUCGGACGGCGCCACCUACCGUGAUGAGUGUGAGCUACGCGUCGCGCGCUGCCGCGGCCACCCCGACCUGCGUGUCAUGUACAUGGGCCGCUGCCGCAAGUCGUGCGCCCACGUGGUGUGCCAGAGGCCGCAGUCGUGCGUGGUGGACCAGACCGGCAGCGCCCACUGCGUGAUGUGUCGCGCUGCGCCCUGCCCCGCGCCCUCCAGCCCGGGCCAGGAGCUUUGCGGCAACAACAACGUCACCUACAUGUCUUCGUGCCAUCUUCGCCAGGCCACCUGCUUCCUGGGCCGCUCCAUUGGCGUGCGCCACCCGGGCAGUUGCGCAGCAGGCACCCCCGAACCUUCAGAUGAUGAGUCGAAGGAAGAGGAGGAGAACUUCGUGUGACUUAAGGGAGGCCUGGGCCUGGCGUUCAAGGCCUCCCCCAUUUUAUUUAUUGCCACAGCAAAGCCUAAUUUAUGUCCCAUGGACACUUCUCGGAGCCAGGACUGGACCACUAGGGGGAGCCCUGGACCCCUCCCCCAAACUGUAUCUUGGAGGGGUUGGGGGCAGAAGGCCUGGGAACAGUGCUGGUGGGCGAGUGGGACCUCUACCCCAGAUACCCUGCUGCUCAAGAGGACCCCACUUCUGCUCCCUCCGGAAUAACUAUUAAUUAUGACUGCCACAAAGAGGUCUGGGGAUUCUAUGCCAGCAAUUAGUGAAAAGUCACCGUGGCCUUCUAGACCAGGGACCAAGAGGUGAGGAGGGGGUCCAUAGCCUGAGUGUGUGUGUACACGUGAGCCUUAGAACAUGCUCAGAUCCCCGGACAGGCCGAGGAAGCAUCCUCUGUCCCUUACCAGCCCAUGAAUCUAGGGCUUUCCUUACCCACUGCCUCCAUGUACCCAGUAGGUCCUGUGGAGGCUACUAAGAAAAGCCCAGCGUGUCCCCUGGUUCAGGAGGCACUACCCGUGCCUCCUGAUGCAGGCCUCAGCUCAGCGUCAGCUCAGAACAGGGUGGGACCUGCUGGGGCCCAGGAGACCCUGCUCACCCACUGGCCCAGGUGGGCUAGAGAUGCUGAGGUCCAUUUGCACACUUGGCCUCCUGGAGCUAUGUGUCAGCAUCACCUCUAGUGACUGCUGACCUGUCCACAGGUGAGGUCCAGACCUUGGUGCCACAAGGCCCACCCUUGCAGGGCUUCUAGGCCCAGUUCUUAGCGGGACUCAACCCACCAGCUAGGCUCAGGGGCCUCAACCCUGCCCAAUGCUAGCCUAGGGCCAGUUCCCUCCAUUCCACCUGGGCUGUCACUCUGACAUCUCCCUGUGCCUCCAUGUAGACCAGAAGCUCAGACCAGAUAUAGGAACUCAGCCCCUCAGGUUUGGGGCAAGGAGUGCAGGGGGCAGUAUGCACACCCUCUCCCAGUCCCCAGGAAGUGCCUUAUCUGUAACACCCAGAAAAGUACCCUUGAGCAGGUGAGUUUGCUUGAGCCCCCCAAUACGGCAAUUUCCCCUGCCCUGGGGUCCUGACUCACCAAAGAAAUAAAGAUUGUAAA